AAUUGAAUAAAAGUGUUCAUUCAAAGAAGAAAUCAUUGUAGACUGCAAUGUGUCAUGGAGUAGAUGGGAUAUGAGCAGAACCACAAAUGAUGAAUGGGAUUUGGCAAGUAGAGAGAAGUGAAGGAAAGACAUUCCAGGUAAAGAGAGCCAAGGUCAAAAGGUAGAGGUGAACAUGGCAUAUGUUUGGGACAAUGAGAGAAAAGACCAGGCUGACCAGAGAGCAAGAUUAGUGUGCAGGAGAAAUAAAAAAUAAAGUUUGGUGUCUCCCCUUCUUUCUUAAUAAGUGAACCUGAAUUUUAUGCCUACUCCCAAGCAAUAAAUCAUGAUCAGUCUAAUCCACUCAAGACAGCUCUAUUCCCUACUUUCCCAGCCUCCUUUGCAGAUAGGACAGCUCUGUGACCUCAUUCUGGCCAAGCUGAAGAAUGCUGAUGGUAUUUCUGGAAAUGUUUUUGCUCUCUUGAUAAAAUGUUGGAACUCUCUUUUCCCCUCUUCCCACCCUUCAAUGAAGAGCAGAGCCUAGAGUUGUGCAGCAACUCUUGGUACCAUGAGGAAAAUGCUGAGGUGUUGUCUCUGACACCACUGAACAGCUAUACCCUUACCAACAGCUCUCUACUUCUGGGUUUCCUGUUAUUUGAGAAAAACCAACCUCUGUUUAUGUAAAACACUCUUAAGUCAUGUGUUUUAAGGUUAUUUGCAGUGUUUUAAUAUUACUUUAAGAAGGUUAAUCUGUAAUAGUGUGUAAGAUGAAUUGGAAGAGGAUAAGAAUUGAGGUUGUUAUCAUAGCACUAUAGGCCUGAGGUAAAGAGGUUUUGGACAAGACUUAUGGCAAGGCAGGGUAGAGGAGAGACAGACAGAGAAGCAAAAAGAUUAAGUACAGAUUCAAUGAAGGAGAUAAGAAGCCACAUAACUUUGAAGUUUCUAAACAGGAAGACAAGUGGGAUGGCCAUACAGCUUCAGGGAUAGGCAAAUGAUGAUAAAGACAAAUUCCCUUUUAAGGCAUGUUGAGUUUUAGAUAAUGAUGGAACAUCCAAGUGGAAGUGUUAAAUAAAUAUGUAGAAAUAUAGCAUUUGAAUUCAGGUGGGUCUAUAGGGUACCUAUGUCCUCGGACAUGGACAGAGACAAAAGCAUUAAAUGAUGUCUCCAAUUAUGAAUUGAGAGGAAGAAGAGUUUAGCUGUAUAAACAUGGAGACAGAGAGAGGAGAUAACACAGGUUAGAAGAUUGAACAGGGCGCAGUGCCAUCAUAGCAGAGAGUACAUAGUGGGCACCAAUAAAUGCAUAUUGCAGGGAUGGGUGAAGUUGUCAUCAGUGUCCAAUGCCCUAGAGAAGUCAAGGAAAAUGAGGUCUGAGGAGAGAAGUGAAUCUAGUAAAAGUAGAACACCAGUGAUUUCCAAGAGAGGGGUUUCUACAGGCUUGAGAGCCAUAUGUCAGCUGCCUGGUUCUGCGAAGAGGAUGGCGCAGUAAGUGAAGGUAAGGGAGUAGAAGCUGAAAGUGAUAGAGAAAGAUCAUCCAUGAAGUAUUCGGGAAUUGAGAAGAAGGGCUGAUUCUUGUAGGGUUAGUAGACUUAGCAGAAGAUGGUUUUAAAGGUAUUGAAAACCAAGAGGGAAGAAGUUAGUGGGAAGGUCCAAACACACAGCAAAGGUAAAGGCCAUAGUUGGUACUGGAGAGACUUUAGUUUUAAGGAGGUUCACACUGUCCUCUGGAGUUGGAAGCAAGGACAACAAGGGAGCUGUGGAAACUAGUAAGUGGGAACAAAUAUACUUGGUGUGUCUGUCCCCACAGGGUAGGUGAAGUCAGGUGUUAGGAGCUGGGCUGGUGGAGGGGGCUCCCAGGAGGGGCUAACUAAGGAACACCUGCUAUGAGGUUGUGUAUUAAGAGGCAUCUGCUCAGAGAUCAACAGGUCUAACCUAAGUGAGAUGGCAACAGUCUGGCAGGGGCAAGGCUGCAUCAUUUUGGGUCUCUAUCUGCCUUAGGCAUGAUUAUAGCAGAGAACUGGGAGCCCAGGAGGAGGCCCAUCAUCAGGUGGAGGGUUCAGUGAAGGCAAGGGAAUCUAGAACAGUGUUCCGAGGGGGAGAGGGGAGGAGUCUUGUGUGCCAGGAAGAGCAUCACCAGAGGACAGAGAACAGAUCUAGGGGGAAGUGGCAGAGUAAUGGGUGGUGGCCUGAGAAGAGUAAAAGCAGAGCUCAAACUUGGAGCAGGACCUUGAGAUGGAUCCUUCAAACCAAAAAUGUGGUGGAAGAAAGAAAACAGUGUCUUUCAGCAGCAUGCCAUCAGAAAAGAAAAUUAGCAGUGCGAGUGACUGCAUCAGCUUCAUGCAAGCUGGCUGUGAACUGAAGAAGGUCCGGCCAAAUUCUCGUAUUUAUAACCGUUUUUUCACUCUGGACACAGACCUCCAAGCUCUUCGCUGGGAACCUUCCAAGAAAGACCUCGAGAAAGCUAAGCUUGACAUUUCUGCUAUAAAGGAGAUCAGACUGGGGAAGAACACGGAAACAUUUAGAAACAAUGGCCUUGCUGACCAGAUUUGUGAGGACUGUGCCUUUUCCAUACUUCAUGGGGAAAACUACGAGUCUCUGGACCUAGUUGCCAAUUCAGCAGAUGUAGCAAACAUCUGGGUGUCAGGUUUACGGUACCUGGUUUCUCGAAGUAAGCAACCCCUUGACUUUAUGGAGGGCAACCAGAACACACCAAGGUUCAUGUGGUUGAAAACGGUGUUUGAAGCAGCAGAUAUCGAUGGGAAUGGGAUUAUGUUGGAAGACACCUCUGUAGAGUUGAUAAAACAACUCAACCCAACCCUGAAGGAAUCCAAGAUCAGGUUAAAGUUUAAAGAAAUCCAAAAAAGCAAAGAAAAACUAACCACACGAGUGACAGAAGAGGAAUUUUGUGAAGCUUUUUGUGAACUUUGCACCAGGCCAGAAGUAUAUUUCUUACUGGUCCAGAUAUCUAAGAACAAAGAAUAUUUGGAUGCCAAUGAUCUCAUGCUCUUUUUAGAAGCUGAGCAAGGAGUCACCCAUAUUACUGAGGACAUGUGCUUAGACAUUAUUCGGAGAUAUGAACUUUCCGAAGAAGGACGUCAAAAAGGGUUUCUUGCAAUUGAUGGCUUUACUCAGUAUCUGUUGUCGCUAGAAUGUGAUAUUUUUGAUCCUGAGCAAAAAAAGGUUGCCCAAGAUAUGACCCAGCCAUUAUCUCACUACUACAUCAAUGCUUCCCACAACACCUAUCUCAUAGAAGACCAGUUCAGGGGGCCAGCUGAUAUUAAUGGGUAUGUUAGAGCUUUGAAAAUGGGCUGUCGAAGCAUUGAACUUGAUGUUAGUGAUGGUUCAGACAAUGAACCGAUCCUUUGUAAUCGAAACAAUGUGACAACACACCUUUCCUUUCGAAGUGUCAUAGAGGUGAUAAAUAAAUUUGCCUUCAUUGCUUCUGAAUACCCACUCAUUCUUUGUCUGGGAAAUCACUGCUCCUUACCACAGCAAAAGAUAAUGGUUCAACAGAUGAAAAUGGUCUUUGGUGAUAAGCUCUAUACUGAGGCACCUUUGCCUUCAGAAACCUACCUCCCAUCACCGGAAAAAUUGAAAAGAAUGAUUAUUGUGAAAGGAAAGAAAUUGCCUUCUGACCCAGAUGUUUUGGAAGGAGAGGUAACAGAUGAAGAUGAAGAAGCGGAAAUGUCGCGAAGGCUGUCGGUAGAUUACAAUGGCGAGCAGAAACAAAUCUUGCUGUGUAGGGAACUCUCCGAUUUGGUCUCCAUCUGCAAGUCUGUUCAGUAUAGGGAUUUUGAACUGUCUAUGAAAAGCCAAAACUAUUGGGAAAUGUGUUCAUUUAGUGAAACAGAGGCCAGCCGAAUUGCAAAUGAAUACCCAGAGGAUUUUGUAAAUUAUAAUAAGAAGUUCUUAUCGAGAAUCUACCCCAGUGCCAUGAGGAUCGAUUCCAGUAACUUGAAUCCACAGGACUUUUGGAACUGUGGCUGUCAGAUUGUGGCAAUGAAUUUUCAGACUCCGGGUCCAAUGAUGGACCUUCACACAGGCUGGUUUCUUCAAAACGGAGGAUGUGGUUAUGUUCUAAGGCCAUCCAUCAUGCGAGACGAGGUUUCUUACUUCAGUGCAAACACAAAGGGCAUUGUACCUGGGGUGUCUCCUCUCGCUCUCCAUAUCAAGAUCAUCAGUGGUCAGAAUUUUCCAAAGCCCAAGGGAGCUUGUGCCAAAGGAGAUGUCAUAGAUCCCUAUGUCUGUAUAGAGAUACAUGGAAUUCCAGCAGACUGUUCAGAACAAAGAACUAAAACUGUCCAACAGAACAGUGAUAACCCUAUUUUUGAUGAAACUUUUGAGUUUCAAGUAAAUCUACCUGAGCUGGCCAUGAUUCGUUUUGUCGUUCUGGAUGAUGACUACAUUGGGGAUGAGUUUAUAGGACAAUAUACAAUACCGUUUGAAUGUUUGCAGCCUGGAUACCGGCACGUUCCCCUGCGCUCUUUUGUGGGUGACAUCAUGGAGCAUGUAACCCUUUUUGUCCACAUAGCAAUAACUAAUCGAAGCGGAGGGGGAAAGGCACAGAAGCGCAGCCUGUCUGUGAGAAUGGGGAAGAAAGUUCGAGAAUAUACUAUGCUCAGGAAUAUUGGCCUUAAGACCAUAGAUGACAUCUUUAAAAUAGCAGUUCAUCCCUUACGAGAAGCCAUAGAUAUGAGAGAAAAUAUGCAGAAUGCCAUAGUGUCUAUUAAGGAACUGUGUGGACUUCCUCCAAUUGCCAGUCUGAAGCAGUGCCUGUUGACCCUAUCCUCUCGGCUCAUCACCAGUGACAAUUCUCCUUCAGUCUCUCUUGUGAUGAAAGACAACUUUCCUUAUCUGGAGCCUCUGGCGGCAAUUCCAGAUGUGCAGAAAAAAAUGUUGGCUGCUUAUGAUCUGAUGAUUCAAGAGAGCCGGUUUCUCAUAGAAAUGGCAGAUACAGUCCAGGAAAAGAUCGUGCAGUGUCAGAAAGCAGGGAUGGAAUUCCACGAGGAACUUCAUAAUCUAGGGGCUAAAGAAGGCUUGAAAGGAAGAAAACUCAACAAGGCAACUGAGAGCUUUGCUUGGAACAUUACAGUAUUGAAGGGCCAAGGAGAUCUGUUGAAGAAUGCCAAGAAUGAAGCUGUAGAAAACAUGAAGCAGAUCCAGCUGGCAUGCUUGUCCUGUGGACUUAGCAAAGCACCCAGCAGUGGUGCAGAAGCCAAGAGCAAACGCAGCCUGGAAGCCAUAGAGGAGAAGGAGAGUGGCGAGGAGAAUGGGAGGCUGUGACCCUGAGCAGUACCGACACACUCACCCAUCCUUCCCCUUGAGGACUCUGGUUUUUCUUUCUGGUUUUCUUUCUUUAAGAUUUUUGGAAGUUCACAAAAAGAUGCCCUCUAUGGGGUGUUGGACAUAGACAGAUAUUUUCACAAUGUCAGUAUUUUAAUGUAGUUAAUUUAUCUAAGUUAAAACCUUUAGUAGGAGUGUUUGGAAUUCUGAGAUGUGUGUACAUAGCCAUGUAUGGAUGUGGGUGGGAGCGUGUGUGUAUGUGUGUGUGAGUGACAGAGAGAGAGAGAAGGAAAGAAAAAAAAGAAAGAACCAGAAAGUGACAGAGAGAGAGAAAGAGAGAGUGAGAAAGAGAGAUUGAGAGCCUAUGAAAAUCUAAUCUAUGUUGCAUUAUUCAUUUAGUAAGUUAUUACUUUAUCAUUUUGGGUCAAAUUUGUUAAUCUGAAAUUCUAAAGAGCACUUACUAUAACCGGUUACUGUGUCUACUUUACUUUGUCAUUUAAUUUAGAGAUAUUAACAUAGGUUAUUAUCAGAGGAAGCCAAAUUUACCAACGCAUAGCUGUUUUGAUAGAUAAAAUAUAGUUUAGAAAAAUUCCUAAGAAUCACAGUAGAAAUAAAAGCGAAUGAAAGAUAAA
Ailuropoda melanoleuca (giant panda) is the source of this 5888-nucleotide messenger RNA. RefSeq names its product phospholipase C like 1 (inactive) (gene PLCL1). The record is from RefSeq and is a predicted model, not a curated record. The transcript has 6 exons. NCBI's taxonomy places the organism in Eukaryota, Metazoa, Chordata, Mammalia, Carnivora, Ursidae. Gene Ontology annotation, molecular function: phosphatidylinositol-4,5-bisphosphate phospholipase C activity. Gene Ontology annotation, biological process: regulation of synaptic transmission, GABAergic; phosphatidylinositol-mediated signaling; phosphatidylinositol metabolic process. Bases 2206 to 5256 code for a protein of 1016 amino acids.